Molecule: messenger RNA, 18147 nt
Organism: Bursaphelenchus xylophilus (pine wood nematode)
Lineage: Eukaryota; Metazoa; Nematoda; Chromadorea; Rhabditida; Aphelenchoididae
Source: the annotation of a GenBank genome assembly
AUGAACCAUCGUGUAAUGUUGUCUCCCGACCAGUCAAUGGGGUUCAAGUUUAAAACAAAGCCCAUUGUGCCAUUCACGUGGAUACCGACACCGAACAGCGCAGACCCCACCGCACAGGAGGACUACUUUCGCCGCCUUCUUAUCCUAUUCGGCCCUCCAUGGCGAAACGAGGAGACAUUGGCCUUCACCACGAACAAUUACAAGGCGACGUGGAACCAUUUUGCUGAUCAGGAGAGUACCUCAUCGGAUGAAAACAGGCGGAACGGAAUAGCCGACGUAAAGCGAUUACUGGGACAAUACUACCGCGUUUACAAGUCACGAGAUCCACUGUCAGAGAAGGAGAUUUGCUUAGCGAAUCAGGACAGCAGCUUACUCACGAGAACUACCCAACAAGCCGGAGGAACAAUCAUGUCAACAAUGAAAUCGACACCGGAAAGAGAGGUAGCACAGAAACUGAGCACAUUAAACGCGGCUCAGAGUGAGGUAUUUCACAUGGUAAGGCUGACACAAUUCCAGAACCUACGCAUGUUUAAAGGGGUUAUAAAUAUAGUCACUAUUUUUAGAUGCGGCACAAAUAUUUAAAUCCCGCAACCGAACCGCCCAUCUACGUUUGUGUAACUGGAGAACCAGGCGUUGGGAAGACUUUCUUGAUUCGACGCAUCCUUGAGUUCUUCAACAACAGCAUCCCCGAAUACGAUUCAACGGGAUUGCCCGUUGUCUUGGCGUUGUCGUUCACCGCGCAAGGCGCCAAAGAGAUGGGAGGGGUUACAAUCAACAGCGCCCUCAAUUUGCAAUUUGACUACGGAACAAAAGUGGCAGAGUAUAACCCACUUCAAGCGGUUGUUCAAUGCCGUUUAAAAAACGUGUUUGAGAAAUUGCAGUUCGUGCUGAUAGAUGAAAUAAGCGUGGUGAACGCGGAGUUGCUAAUGGCGAUCAAUCUGAGGCUUAUUGAAAUCACCGGAAACUCCGAUCCGUUUGGGGGAAUGAACAUUGUCGCAUUUGGCGACUUUUGCCAGAAUCCUAUCUUCGCAGGAACGCCCGUUUAUAAAACAAUUCCUCCGAAUGAGCAACGCAGAAUCUUCAAAAAUGUGGUCGAACUUCCUGCGCUGUGGUAAGGCAGAAUUAAAUAUUUUCAUAUUUUUAGUUGCUACUAAGCGAGUUACUAUAAAAACUUGGUUUCAGGGAUUUAUUCACCUUUUAUCCACUCACAAUCAAUGUCCGCCAGUCAGAGGACAAAGUUUUUGCCAAUUUACUUCAUAUUCUCAGAACGAGCGGGACAAUCCCCGUUGGCGAACUGGCCAUCUUGAAAAAAAGGGUAAUCCCGUCAAACGUGGGGCUAACACGAGACUUUGCUGAGCGGUGGAAUCCAUACGACCACUGCCGCAACGGGGUACUGGUGGCUCAAUCCAACGACACAGUACGACGACAUAACGCAGAAAUCCUCAACAGAGUCUAUGCGCUGUCUUUGAAAGGAAAAUUUGGAUCCGUCCACACAACAACAAAGACAUUUGCGCCGAUCACGAUAAAGGCAAUAACCUACAACAGCGACGGGGAGUUGGAAACACGAAUCACAGCCGUGGACGACAAGUACUUUCCACCGUGUGCACCGUUCAACUUGAAAAUGGCAAUAAACGCUCGGGUUGCAAUGACCGUAAACAUGGCCCCAUUAUGUAACUCGCAGCUUGGACGAAUAACCAAAUUUUUCCACAACAAGACAACAUGUGAGGUUGACGGCAUUGAAGUUAUGUUCGAGGAGAUGGAGGCACCGAUUGUUGUACCACGAUAUACUACGAUAGGGUUUGGAUGGUGCUCUAAUUACAUUCGAGAACAAUUUCCGCUCACUCUAGCAUUUUGCUCUACUUCGUACAAAGUACAAGGAACUACACAAGCGUCGGUGCAUGUGGACGUCAACGAUCUUAUCAAACAUCCUGCCGCGUUAUAUGUCGCCUUAAGCCGCGUGAAGAAGGUUGAACAAGUUUUCCUGUCCAACAUGUUUCGCACAUUGGAUCCAUUACCAGACGCUUAUUUGGUGGCCCAUCAAAUCGCCUCUCGUCCAGCCUGUUACAAAAGUGGAACAAUAUGGGAUAAAAAACAGCUGGAACAGGGAAUUCCUCGGAUUCUGUCCAACGCAUUAUCUGGGUCGCCAGCACACGUACACGACGACGGCCCUGCUGCUUCAAAACCGAACGACGCACAAACAGUGAAAGAGCGAAAGAAACGACACUCGGAUCUAGUUGAUAUACCAUUUACCGAAUCCGGGAAAAAGCAAAGACUAACACCUCAGAGGAGCGAAGCGCGAGGCACAAGUGAUGUGAUAGGUAAGAGGAAAAAAAAACCUUAUACCUUAUUUUUAGGACAAGGAUUCUCACUGUCCAAUACCUCGGGGACCAUAUGCUGGCUUAACGCCAGCAUUAAUUUGCUAUACCAACUACCAGCAUUUGUUCACAUGCUCGAAAUGGAACAGCUAACUCCCGAAUUCACAAUUCUGCGCGACUCCCUGCUCGAAGAAAAUCUGACAGCUUUCCGAGAACAUGAAGCAAUAGUGGAGGGGUUCGACGACGAUUUGCAUAGCCAGAUUGAUGCAGUUGACUAUCUUACCCAUUUUCUUCAACGUCAUCGUGAUAUACAGUCAACAGUCAGCUGGAAUUACGAAAUAACCCCACACGCUGGGUGCAGGACCUGUGGCACAUCUCAAAUGAGAGGAUUCCGUCAAAACGUCGAUUUAAUACGAACUAUUCCACGGCCUACAGAACGGGCAGUCCAAGCCGCCGUACUUGAAUCCAUGCUUUUGUCUUGUGGAAGGUGUGGCCGAAAAUAUUCACAAACCAUAAAUGUGACGUAAGUUCUCCGCAUUACAUUAACAACGAAUAUUCGGCUUUUAGAAUUCCUCCCUCCUUACGACAUUUGUUUGUCGUCAUAAACAGCCCGAAUGUUGACGGAGGGAAUCUAGAAUUUUUGCAUGAGUUGGACGAUGACAGCAUACACAUAUUUGGGGUUCCGUUUGAAUUAUGCGCCAUUAUGAGUCGCAUUGGAGAAUCCGGAGAGUUUGGACAUUUUUUCACACGAGUCAAAAAUCGCGGAGCAACUUUUGUUGAAUUCAACGAUUCAUCGAUCAAUUAUGCGGUUCCAUCAGCUACUGCCGUCGAGAAUGCGUAUGUGGCAUUGUUCAGACGGUUGGACGCAGACCCCAAUCCCAUUGAAUGGAGAGAAAGCCGUGUACAAGCCAAUCGGGCUGAUCCCAUCAACAAGCCGCAACCUGCAUCAUCACGCGCAUUGCAGGGCGAAAACAUCGACAUCAAUCCGAAUGAAAUAUUACCUUUUUCCAACCCCAACAACUCUUACUGUUGGCUGAAUGCCGAUAUGAACGCGAUGUGGCAGAUGAGAGAGGUUAGAGAAUUCAUCUUAAACGAGCAGAUGGUCUACAACGGGUUGCCAACGUUGAGGAGGGCCAUAAAAGCACAAGAUUUGACGGAGUAUCGAAAAGCACACCGCGAAUUACGCAACCCCAGUAACGGCAAUGCAAUGUUAAGCACUCCACAAUGGGACCCGGUGGAUGAUCAAAGAGACUGCUUGGAUUAUAUAUGGGACUUUAUAUCACUCUUCCCCGCGCUGAUGAUUCCAUUGAUUCAGUUUGAAGUCCAUGCGACGAUCGAGCCCUGUAUCCAACAUCCGCAAUCAGGCCGAGCUACAAUGCAGCAGAAAUACGAAGUCUUUUCGGCCGGGAAUGUCCCAAAAACCGCUGCAUGUCUGUCUGCUGAAAAUGGCAAAAUUAACAUGUUGGCGCUGCUUACAAUGUACACGUAUAAGACAUGUUCCAAAUGUCGUAAUGUGAGGCCCGCCGUUAGGAAAGUUAUGUAAGUUUGAAAAACGAAAAUCUCUAAAUUGUUUAAUUUACGAUAGCAAAAGUAAUAUCGGGGGUUUUCAGGUUCCCAACAACUAUGCGGUACCUGUUCGUAGACAUAGAAUCAAGUCAAACUCUGUCGCUUCUGGAGGAGGCCGAUUAUUGGAACAUACAUAUCGAAGGAGAAUCAUUUGAAAUUUGUUGUGUUUUGGUACGCAUCGAAUGUGCCGGAGGGCAUCAUUAUUUUGCACGCGUCUUCGUAAAUGGCAGAAUUUAUGAAGUGGAUACGCUAACGGUCAGAAGAAUCGAAGGAGAAAAUCCCUUGAAAAACGCAAGAUUUUUUAUUUUGAGACGUCGUUUAUAAAUUCAUUGUUUGAUUUUGUCGUGCGUCUAAAUGUGCAUAUAAGAGGAAAUAAAAAAUUAUUUGGAACCUGCGUAUUUGAAAUUCCUCUAUGUAAAUUUCUGUAAUAUGCGUCUAUGUAAGAAAUGUUUCAUUAGGAUUUAAUUCGAAUGGUCUGGAAAACGCUUACCUGCUUUAGCUCGGCCCUAACUUCUCGCCGGCCUUCGGCCGCCGUCGCACGGCCCUCGCCGUCGCCCUCCGGGCGACCCCCCCCUCCCACAUCCCUCACCUUCUGCGCAUAAAAAAAUUUCUGUAAUAUGCGUCUAUGUAAGAAAUGUUCAGUAGGAUUUAAUUCGAGUCGUCUGGAAAACGCUUACCUGCUUUAGCUCGGCCCUAACUUCUCGCCGGCCGCCGUCGCACGGCCCUCGCCGUCGCCCUCCGGGCGACCCCCCCCUCCCACAUCCCUCACCUUCUGCGCAUAAAAAAAUUUCUGUAAUAUGCGUCUAUGUAAGAAAUGUUCAGUAGGAUUUAAUUCGAGUCGUCUGGAAAAACCUUACCUGCUUGAGCUCGGCCCUAACUUCUCGCCGGCCGCCGUCGCACGGCCUCGCCGUCGCCCUCCGGGCGACCCCCCCCCCUCCCACAUCCCUCACCUUCUGCGCAUAAAAAAAUUUCUGUAAUAUGCGUCUAUGUAAGAAAUGUUCAGUAGGAUUUAAUUCGAAUCGUCUGGAAAAACCUUACCUGCUUGAGCUCGGCCCUAACUUCUCGCCGGCCUUCGGCCGCCGUCGCACGGCCCUCGCCGUCGCCCUCCGGGCGACCCCCCCCUCCCUCAUCCCUCACCUUCUGCGCAUAAAAAAAUUUCUGUAAUGUGCGUCUAAAUAGACAGCCGCAAAAAAAUGCAAAUUUUGCCUGAUUUGCAUAAAAGACAAGGGGGUAAAAAUUUUUUCUAUUUUUCCCAUCAUGGCGGCACCGAACGCUUUCGAAUGAGCCCACUCACAAGCUUAACGGAGCGAAAAUAGAAAGCCGCAAAAAAUGCAAAUUUUGCCUAAUUUGCAUAAAAGGCAAGGGGGUAAAAAUUUUUUCUAUGUUUCCCAUCAUCGCGGCACCGAACGCUUUCGAAUGAGCCCACUCACAAGCUUAACGGAGCGAAAAUAGAAAGCCGCAAAAAAAUGCAAAUUUUGCCUAAUUUGCAUAAAAAUGAAGGGUGUAAAAAUUUUUUUCUAUUUUUCCCAUCAUCGCGGCACCGAACGCUUUCGAAUGAGCCCACUCACAAGCUUAACGGAGCGAAAAUAGAAAGCCGCAAAAAUGCAAAUUUUGCCUAAUUUGCAUAAAAGACAAGGGUGUAAAAAUUUUUUUCUAUUUUUUCCCAUCAUCGCGGCACCGAACGCUUUCGAAUGAGCCCACUCACAAGCUUAACGGAGCGAAAAUAGAAAGCCGCAAAAAAUGCAAAUUUUGCCUAAUUUGCAUAAAAAUGAAGGGUGUAAAAAUUUUUUUCUACUUUUCCCAUCAUCGCGGCACCGAACGCUUUCGAAUGAGCCCACUCACAAGCUUAACGGACCGAAAAUAGAAAGCCGCAAAAAAUGCAAAUUUGGCCUAAUUUGCAUAAAAGACAAGGGUGUAAAAAUUUUUUUCUAUUUUUUCCCAUCAUCGCGGCACCGAACGCUUUCGAAUGAGCCCACUCACAAGCUUAACGGAGCGAAAAUAGAAAGCCGCAAAAAUGCAAAUUUUGCCUAAUUUGCAUAAAAGACAAGGGUGUAAAAAUUUUUUUCUAUUUUUUCCCAUCAUCGCGGCACCGAGCGCUUUCGAAUGAGCCCACUCACAAGCUUAACGGAGCGAAAGUAGAAAGCCGCAAAAAUGCAAAUUUUGCCUAAUUUGCAUAAAAGACGAGGGGGUAAAAAAUUUUUUCUAUUUUUCCCAUCAUCGCGGCACCGAACGCUUUCGAAUGAGCCCACUCACAAGCUUAACGGAGCGAAAAUAGAAAGCCGCAAAAAUGCAAAUUUUGCCUAAUUUGCAUAAAAGACAAGGGUGUAAAAUUUUUUUCUAUUUUUCCCAUCAUCGCGGCACCGAACGCUUUCGAAUGAGCCCACUCACAAGCUUAACGGACCGAAAAUAGAAAGCCGCAAAAAAUGCAAAUUUGGCCUAAUUUGCAUAAAAGACAAGGGUGUAAAAAUUUUUUUCUAUUUUUCCCAUCAUCGCGGCACCGAGCGCUUUCGAAUGAGCCCACUCACAAGCUUAACGGAGCAAAAAAAUGUUUAAUCUUAAGAAAUCUAAAAAAAAAAUUUUAAACACCAAAAACACAUACUUCCCGGAGGGCUAGAGCGAAAAUUCAAAAAGAUCCGUGAAAUUCAGCCGACUGGCUACCCGGACCGGGAAAAUCUCAGAUUUGUCCUCAAUCUAAGUAUAUAAAACAACGGCACCAGUGCGGCAAAAGGGACUCAAGUUACACGUCGACAGCGAACCAAUACACAGAUCGUAAUUCGCGGCAAUAAGAACCCCUUCGACGACGACUACAAUACAAACAAUCCGUUUUCCCCUUACUACAACUUCAGGCGCGAAAGAAUGAACCAUCGUGUAAUGUUGUCUCCCGACCAGUCAAUGGGGUUCAAGUUUAAAACAAAGCCCAUUGUGCCAUUCACGUGGAUACCGACACCGAACAGCGCAGACCCCACCGCACAGGAGGACUACUUUCGCCGCCUUCUUAUCCUAUUCGGCCCUCCAUGGCGAAACGAGGAGACAUUGGCCUUCACCACGAACAAUUACAAGGCGACGUGGAACCAUUUUGCUGAUCAGGAGAGUACCUCAUCGGAUGAAAACAGGCGGAACGGAAUAGCCGACGUAAAGCGAUUACUGGGACAAUACUACCGCGUUUACAAGUCACGAGAUCCACUGUCAGAGAAGGAGAUUUGCUUAGCGAAUCAGGACAGCAGCUUACUCACGAGAACUACCCAACAAGCCGGAGGAACAAUCAUGUCAACAAUGAAAUCGACACCGGAAAGAGAGGUAGCACAGAAACUGAGCACAUUAAACGCGGCUCAGAGUGAGGUAUUUCACAUGGUAAGGCUGACACAAUUCCAGAACCUACGCAUGUUUAAAGGGGUUAUAAAUAUAGUCACUAUUUUUAGAUGCGGCACAAAUAUUUAAAUCCCGCAACCGAACCGCCCAUCUACGUUUGUGUAACUGGAGAACCAGGCGUUGGGAAGACUUUCUUGAUUCGACGCAUCCUUGAGUUCUUCAACAACAGCAUCCCCGAAUACGAUUCAACGGGAUUGCCCGUUGUCUUGGCGUUGUCGUUCACCGCGCAAGGCGCCAAAGAGAUGGGAGGGGUUACAAUCAACAGCGCCCUCAAUUUGCAAUUUGACUACGGAACAAAAGUGGCAGAGUAUAACCCACUUCAAGCGGUUGUUCAAUGCCGUUUAAAAAACGUGUUUGAGAAAUUGCAGUUCGUGCUGAUAGAUGAAAUAAGCGUGGUGAACGCGGAGUUGCUAAUGGCGAUCAAUCUGAGGCUUAUUGAAAUCACCGGAAACUCCGAUCCGUUUGGGGGAAUGAACAUUGUCGCAUUUGGCGACUUUUGCCAGAAUCCUAUCUUCGCAGGAACGCCCGUUUAUAAAACAAUUCCUCCGAAUGAGCAACGCAGAAUCUUCAAAAAUGUGGUCGAACUUCCUGCGCUGUGGUAAGGCAGAAUUAAAUAUUUUCAUAUUUUUAGUUGCUACUAAGCGAGUUACUAUAAAAACUUGGUUUCAGGGAUUUAUUCACCUUUUAUCCACUCACAAUCAAUGUCCGCCAGUCAGAGGACAAAGUUUUUGCCAAUUUACUUCAUAUUCUCAGAACGAGCGGGACAAUCCCCGUUGGCGAACUGGCCAUCUUGAAAAAAAGGGUAAUCCCGUCAAACGUGGGGCUAACACGAGACUUUGCUGAGCGGUGGAAUCCAUACGACCACUGCCGCAACGGGGUACUGGUGGCUCAAUCCAACGACACAGUACGACGACAUAACGCAGAAAUCCUCAACAGAGUCUAUGCGCUGUCUUUGAAAGGAAAAUUUGGAUCCGUCCACACAACAACAAAGACAUUUGCGCCGAUCACGAUAAAGGCAAUAACCUACAACAGCGACGGGGAGUUGGAAACACGAAUCACAGCCGUGGACGACAAGUACUUUCCACCGUGUGCACCGUUCAACUUGAAAAUGGCAAUAAACGCUCGGGUUGCAAUGACCGUAAACAUGGCCCCAUUAUGUAACUCGCAGCUUGGACGAAUAACCAAAUUUUUCCACAACAAGACAACAUGUGAGGUUGACGGCAUUGAAGUUAUGUUCGAGGAGAUGGAGGCACCGAUUGUUGUACCACGAUAUACUACGAUAGGGUUUGGAUGGUGCUCUAAUUACAUUCGAGAACAAUUUCCGCUCACUCUAGCAUUUUGCUCUACUUCGUACAAAGUACAAGGAACUACACAAGCGUCGGUGCAUGUGGACGUCAACGAUCUUAUCAAACAUCCUGCCGCGUUAUAUGUCGCCUUAAGCCGCGUGAAGAAGGUUGAACAAGUUUUCCUGUCCAACAUGUUUCGCACAUUGGAUCCAUUACCAGACGCUUAUUUGGUGGCCCAUCAAAUCGCCUCUCGUCCAGCCUGUUACAAAAGUGGAACAAUAUGGGAUAAAAAACAGCUGGAACAGGGAAUUCCUCGGAUUCUGUCCAACGCAUUAUCUGGGUCGCCAGCACACGUACACGACGACGGCCCUGCUGCUUCAAAACCGAACGACGCACAAACAGUGAAAGAGCGAAAGAAACGACACUCGGAUCUAGUUGAUAUACCAUUUACCGAAUCCGGGAAAAAGCAAAGACUAACACCUCAGAGGAGCGAAGCGCGAGGCACAAGUGAUGUGAUAGGUAAGAGGAAAAAAAAACCUUAUACCUUAUUUUUAGGACAAGGAUUCUCACUGUCCAAUACCUCGGGGACCAUAUGCUGGCUUAACGCCAGCAUUAAUUUGCUAUACCAACUACCAGCAUUUGUUCACAUGCUCGAAAUGGAACAGCUAACUCCCGAAUUCACAAUUCUGCGCGACUCCCUGCUCGAAGAAAAUCUGACAGCUUUCCGAGAACAUGAAGCAAUAGUGGAGGGGUUCGACGACGAUUUGCAUAGCCAGAUUGAUGCAGUUGACUAUCUUACCCAUUUUCUUCAACGUCAUCGUGAUAUACAGUCAACAGUCAGCUGGAAUUACGAAAUAACCCCACACGCUGGGUGCAGGACCUGUGGCACAUCUCAAAUGAGAGGAUUCCGUCAAAACGUCGAUUUAAUACGAACUAUUCCACGGCCUACAGAACGGGCAGUCCAAGCCGCCGUACUUGAAUCCAUGCUUUUGUCUUGUGGAAGGUGUGGCCGAAAAUAUUCACAAACCAUAAAUGUGACGUAAGUUCUCCGCAUUACAUUAACAACGAAUAUUCGGCUUUUAGAAUUCCUCCCUCCUUACGACAUUUGUUUGUCGUCAUAAACAGCCCGAAUGUUGACGGAGGGAAUCUAGAAUUUUUGCAUGAGUUGGACGAUGACAGCAUGCACAUAUUUGGGGUUCCGUUUGAAUUAUGCGCCAUUAUGAGUCGCAUUGGAGAAUCCGGAGAGUUUGGACAUUUUUUCACACGAGUCAAAAAUCGCGGAGCAACUUUUGUUGAAUUCAACGAUUCAUCGAUCAAUUAUGCGGUUCCAUCAGCUACUGCCGUCGAGAAUGCGUAUGUGGCAUUGUUCAGACGGUUGGACGCAGACCCCAAUCCCAUUGAAUGGAGAGAAAGCCGUGUACAAGCCAAUCGGGCUGAUCCCAUCAACAAGCCGCAACCUGCAUCAUCACGCGCAUUGCAGGGCGAAAACAUCGACAUCAAUCCGAAUGAAAUAUUACCUUUUUCCAACCCCAACAACUCUUACUGUUGGCUGAAUGCCGAUAUGAACGCGAUGUGGCAGAUGAGAGAGGUUAGAGAAUUCAUCUUAAACGAGCAGAUGGUCUACAACGGGUUGCCAACGUUGAGGAGGGCCAUAAAAGCACAAGAUUUGACGGAGUAUCGAAAAGCACACCGCGAAUUACGCAACCCCAGUAACGGCAAUGCAAUGUUAAGCACUCCACAAUGGGACCCGGUGGAUGAUCAAAGAGACUGCUUGGAUUAUAUAUGGGACUUUAUAUCACUCUUCCCCGCGCUGAUGAUUCCAUUGAUUCAGUUUGAAGUCCAUGCGACGAUCGAGCCCUGUAUCCAACAUCCGCAAUCAGGCCGAGCUACAAUGCAGCAGAAAUACGAAGUCUUUUCGGCCGGGAAUGUCCCAAAAACCGCUGCAUGUCUGUCUGCUGAAAAUGGCAAAAUUAACAUGUUGGCGCUGCUUACAAUGUACACGUAUAAGACAUGUUCCAAAUGUCGUAAUGUGAGGCCCGCCGUUAGGAAAGUUAUGUAAGUUUGAAAAACGAAAAUCUCUAAAUUGUUUAAUUUACGAUAGCAAAAGUAAUAUCGGGGGUUUUCAGGUUCCCAACAACUAUGCGGUACCUGUUCGUAGACAUAGAAUCAAGUCAAACUCUGUCGCUUCUGGAGGAGGCCGAUUAUUGGAACAUACAUAUCGAAGGAGAAUCAUUUGAAAUUUGUUGUGUUUUGGUACGCAUCGAAUGUGCCGGAGGGCAUCAUUAUUUUGCACGCGUCUUCGUAAAUGGCAGAAUUUAUGAAGUGGAUACGCUAACGGUCAGAAGAAUCGAAGGAGAAAAUCCCUUGAAAAACGCAAGAUUUUUUAUUUUGAGACGUCGUUUAUAAAUUCAUUGUUUGAUUUUGUCGUGCGUCUAAAUGUGCAUAUAAGAGGAAAUAAAAAAUUAUUUGGAACCUGCGUAUUUGAAAUUCCUCUAUGUAAAUUUCUGUAAUAUGCGUCUAUGUAAGAAAUGUUUCAUUAGGAUUUAAUUCGAAUGGUCUGGAAAACGCUUACCUGCUUUAGCUCGGCCCUAACUUCUCGCCGGCCUUCGGCCGCCGUCGCACGGCCCUCGCCGUCGCCCUCCGGGCGACCCCCCCUCCCACAUCCCUCACCUUCUGCGCAUAAAAAAAUUUCUGUAAUAUGCGUCUAUGUAAGAAAUGUUCAGUAGGAUUUAAUUCGAGUCGUCUGGAAAACGCUUACCUGCUUUAGCUCGGCCCUAACUUCUCGCCGGCCGCCGUCGCACGGCCCUCGCCGUCGCCCUCCGGGCGACCCCCCCCUCCCACAUCCCUCACCUUCUGCGCAUAAAAAAAUUUCUGUAAUAUGCGUCUAUGUAAGAAAUGUUCAGUAGGAUUUAAUUCGAGUCGUCUGGAAAAACCUUACCUGCUUGAGCUCGGCCCUAACUUCUCGCCGGCCGCCGUCGCACGGCCCUCGCCGUCGCCCUCCGGGCGACCCCCCCCCUCCCACAUCCCUCACCUUCUGCGCAUAAAAAAAUUUCUGUAAUAUGCGUCUAUGUAAGAAAUGUUCAGUAGGAUUUAAUUCGAAUCGUCUGGAAAAACCUUACCUGCUUGAGCUCGGCCCUAACUUCUCGCCGGCCUUCGGCCGCCGUCGCACGGCCCUCGCCGUCGCCCUCCGGGCGACCCCCCCCCCCCCUCAUCCCUCACCUUCUGCGCAUAAAAAAAUUUCUGUAAUGUGCGUCUAAAUAGACAGCCGCAAAAAAAUGCAAAUUUUGCCUGAUUUGCAUAAAAGACAAGGGGGUAAAAAUUUUUUCUAUUUUUCCCAUCAUGGCGGCACCGAACGCUUUCGAAUGAGCCCACUCACAAGCUUAACGGAGCGAAAAUAGAAAGCCGCAAAAAAUGCAAAUUUUGCCUAAUUUGCAUAAAAGGCAAGGGGGUAAAAAUUUUUUCUAUGUUUCCCAUCAUCGCGGCACCGAACGCUUUCGAAUGAGCCCACUCACAAGCUUAACGGAGCGAAAAUAGAAAGCCGCAAAAAAUGCAAAUUUUGCCUAAUUUGCAUAAAAAUGAAGGGUGUAAAAAUUUUUUUCUAUUUUUCCCAUCAUCGCGGCACCGAACGCUUUCGAAUGAGCCCACUCACAAGCUUAACGGAGCGAAAAUAGAAAGCCGCAAAAAUGCAAAUUUUGCCUAAUUUGCAUAAAAGACAAGGGUGUAAAAAUUUUUUUCUAUUUUUUCCCAUCAUCGCGGCACCGAACGCUUUCGAAUGAGCCCACUCACAAGCUUAACGGAGCGAAAAUAGAAAGCCGCAAAAAAUGCAAAUUUUGCCUAAUUUGCAUAAAAAUGAAGGGUGUAAAAAUUUUUUUCUACUUUUCCCAUCAUCGCGGCACCGAACGCUUUCGAAUGAGCCCACUCACAAGCUUAACGGACCGAAAAUAGAAAGCCGCAAAAAAUGCAAAUUUGGCCUAAUUUGCAUAAAAGACAAGGGUGUAAAAAUUUUUUUCUAUUUUUUCCCAUCAUCGCGGCACCGAACGCUUUCGAAUGAGCCCACUCACAAGCUUAACGGAGCGAAAAUAGAAAGCCGCAAAAAUGCAAAUUUUGCCUAAUUUGCAUAAAAGACAAGGGUGUAAAAAUUUUUUUCUAUUUUUUCCCAUCAUCGCGGCACCGAGCGCUUUCGAAUGAGCCCACUCACAAGCUUAACGGAGCGAAAGUAGAAAGCCGCAAAAAUGCAAAUUUUGCCUAAUUUGCAUAAAAGACGAGGGGGUAAAAAAUUUUUUCUAUUUUUCCCAUCAUCGCGGCACCGAACGCUUUCGAAUGAGCCCACUCACAAGCUUAACGGAGCGAAAAUAGAAAGCCGCAAAAAUGCAAAUUUUGCCUAAUUUGCAUAAAAGACAAGGGUGUAAAAUUUUUUUUCUAUUUUUCCCAUCAUCGCGGCACCGAACGCUUUCGAAUGAGCCCACUCACAAGCUUAACGGACCGAAAAUAGAAAGCCGCAAAAAAUGCAAAUUUGGCCUAAUUUGCAUAAAAGACAAGGGUGUAAAAAUUUUUUUCUAUUUUUCCCAUCAUCGCGGCACCGAGCGCUUUCGAAUGAGCCCACUCACAAGCUUAACGGAGCAAAAAAAUGUUUAAUCUUAAGAAAUCUAAAAAAAAAAUUUUAAACACCAAAAACACAUACUUCCCGGAGGGCUAGAGCGAAAAUUCAAAAAGAUCCGUGAAAUUCAGCCGACUGGCUACCCGGACCGGGAAAAUCUCAGAUUUGUCCUCAAUCUAAGUAUAUAAAACAACGGCACCAGUGCGGCAAAAGGGACUCAAGUUACACGUCGACAGCGAACCAAUACACAGAUCGUAAUUCGCGGCAAUAAGAACCCCUUCGACGACGACUACAAUACAAACAAUCCGUUUUCCCCUUACUACAACUUCAGGCGCGAAAGAAUGAACCAUCGUGUAAUGUUGUCUCCCGACCAGUCAAUGGGGUUCAAGUUUAAAACAAAGCCCAUUGUGCCAUUCACGUGGAUACCGACACCGAACAGCGCAGACCCCACCGCACAGGAGGACUACUUUCGCCGCCUUCUUAUCCUAUUCGGCCCUCCAUGGCGAAACGAGGAGACAUUGGCCUUCACCACGAACAAUUACAAGGCGACGUGGAACCAUUUUGCUGAUCAGGAGAGUACCUCAUCGGAUGAAAACAGGCGGAACGGAAUAGCCGACGUAAAGCGAUUACUGGGACAAUACUACCGCGUUUACAAGUCACGAGAUCCACUGUCAGAGAAGGAGAUUUGCUUAGCGAAUCAGGACAGCAGCUUACUCACGAGAACUACCCAACAAGCCGGAGGAACAAUCAUGUCAACAAUGAAAUCGACACCGGAAAGAGAGGUAGCACAGAAACUGAGCACAUUAAACGCGGCUCAGAGUGAGGUAUUUCACAUGGUAAGGCUGACACAAUUCCAGAACCUACGCAUGUUUAAAGGGGUUAUAAAUAUAGUCACUAUUUUUAGAUGCGGCACAAAUAUUUAAAUCCCGCAACCGAACCGCCCAUCUACGUUUGUGUAACUGGAGAACCAGGCGUUGGGAAGACUUUCUUGAUUCGACGCAUCCUUGAGUUCUUCAACAACAGCAUCCCCGAAUACGAUUCAACGGGAUUGCCCGUUGUCUUGGCGUUGUCGUUCACCGCGCAAGGCGCCAAAGAGAUGGGAGGGGUUACAAUCAACAGCGCCCUCAAUUUGCAAUUUGACUACGGAACAAAAGUGGCAGAGUAUAACCCACUUCAAGCGGUUGUUCAAUGCCGUUUAAAAAACGUGUUUGAGAAAUUGCAGUUCGUGCUGAUAGAUGAAAUAAGCGUGGUGAACGCGGAGUUGCUAAUGGCGAUCAAUCUGAGGCUUAUUGAAAUCACCGGAAACUCCGAUCCGUUUGGGGGAAUGAACAUUGUCGCAUUUGGCGACUUUUGCCAGAAUCCUAUCUUCGCAGGAACGCCCGUUUAUAAAACAAUUCCUCCGAAUGAGCAACGCAGAAUCUUCAAAAAUGUGGUCGAACUUCCUGCGCUGUGGUAAGGCAGAAUUAAAUAUUUUCAUAUUUUUAGUUGCUACUAAGCGAGUUACUAUAAAAACUUGGUUUCAGGGAUUUAUUCACCUUUUAUCCACUCACAAUCAAUGUCCGCCAGUCAGAGGACAAAGUUUUUGCCAAUUUACUUCAUAUUCUCAGAACGAGCGGGACAAUCCCCGUUGGCGAACUGGCCAUCUUGAAAAAAAGGGUAAUCCCGUCAAACGUGGGGCUAACACGAGACUUUGCUGAGCGGUGGAAUCCAUACGACCACUGCCGCAACGGGGUACUGGUGGCUCAAUCCAACGACACAGUACGACGACAUAACGCAGAAAUCCUCAACAGAGUCUAUGCGCUGUCUUUGAAAGGAAAAUUUGGAUCCGUCCACACAACAACAAAGACAUUUGCGCCGAUCACGAUAAAGGCAAUAACCUACAACAGCGACGGGGAGUUGGAAACACGAAUCACAGCCGUGGACGACAAGUACUUUCCACCGUGUGCACCGUUCAACUUGAAAAUGGCAAUAAACGCUCGGGUUGCAAUGACCGUAAACAUGGCCCCAUUAUGUAACUCGCAGCUUGGACGAAUAACCAAAUUUUUCCACAACAAGACAACAUGUGAGGUUGACGGCAUUGAAGUUAUGUUCGAGGAGAUGGAGGCACCGAUUGUUGUACCACGAUAUACUACGAUAGGGUUUGGAUGGUGCUCUAAUUACAUUCGAGAACAAUUUCCGCUCACUCUAGCAUUUUGCUCUACUUCGUACAAAGUACAAGGAACUACACAAGCGUCGGUGCAUGUGGACGUCAACGAUCUUAUCAAACAUCCUGCCGCGUUAUAUGUCGCCUUAAGCCGCGUGAAGAAGGUUGAACAAGUUUUCCUGUCCAACAUGUUUCGCACAUUGGAUCCAUUACCAGACGCUUAUUUGGUGGCCCAUCAAAUCGCCUCUCGUCCAGCCUGUUACAAAAGUGGAACAAUAUGGGAUAAAAAACAGCUGGAACAGGGAAUUCCUCGGAUUCUGUCCAACGCAUUAUCUGGGUCGCCAGCACACGUACACGACGACGGCCCUGCUGCUUCAAAACCGAACGACGCACAAACAGUGAAAGAGCGAAAGAAACGACACUCGGAUCUAGUUGAUAUACCAUUUACCGAAUCCGGGAAAAAGCAAAGACUAACACCUCAGAGGAGCGAAGCGCGAGGCACAAGUGAUGUGAUAGGUAAGAGGAAAAAAAAAACCUUAUACCUUAUUUUUAGGACAAGGAUUCUCACUGUCCAAUACCUCGGGGACCAUAUGCUGGCUUAACGCCAGCAUUAAUUUGCUAUACCAACUACCAGCAUUUGUUCACAUGCUCGAAAUGGAACAGCUAACUCCCGAAUUCACAAUUCUGCGCGACUCCCUGCUCGAAGAAAAUCUGACAGCUUUCCGAGAACAUGAAGCAAUAGUGGAGGGGUUCGACGACGAUUUGCAUAGCCAGAUUGAUGCAGUUGACUAUCUUACCCAUUUUCUUCAACGUCAUCGUGAUAUACAGUCAACAGUCAGCUGGAAUUACGAAAUAACCCCACACGCUGGGUGCAGGACCUGUGGCACAUCUCAAAUGAGAGGAUUCCGUCAAAACGUCGAUUUAAUACGAACUAUUCCACGGCCUACAGAACGGGCAGUCCAAGCCGCCGUACUUGAAUCCAUGCUUUUGUCUUGUGGAAGGUGUGGCCGAAAAUAUUCACAAACCAUAAAUGUGACGUAAGUUCUCCGCAUUACAUUAACAACGAAUAUUCGGCUUUUAGAAUUCCUCCCUCCUUACGACAUUUGUUUGUCGUCAUAAACAGCCCGAAUGUUGACGGAGGGAAUCUAGAAUUUUUGCAUGAGUUGGACGAUGACAGCAUACACAUAUUUGGGGUUCCGUUUGAAUUAUGCGCCAUUAUGAGUCGCAUUGGAGAAUCCGGAGAGUUUGGACAUUUUUUCACACGAGUCAAAAAUCGCGGAGCAACUUUUGUUGAAUUCAACGAUUCAUCGAUCAAUUAUGCGGUUCCAUCAGCUACUGCCGUCGAGAAUGCGUAUGUGGCAUUGUUCAGACGGUUGGACGCAGACCCCAAUCCCAUUGAAUGGAGAGAAAGCCGUGUACAAGCCAAUCGGGCUGAUCCCAUCAACAAGCCGCAACCUGCAUCAUCACGCGCAUUGCAGGGCGAAAACAUCGACAUCAAUCCGAAUGAAAUAUUACCUUUUUCCAACCCCAACAACUCUUACUGUUGGCUGAAUGCCGAUAUGAACGCGAUGUGGCAGAUGAGAGAGGUUAGAGAAUUCAUCUUAAACGAGCAGAUGGUCUACAACGGGUUGCCAACGUUGAGGAGGGCCAUAAAAGCACAAGAUUUGACGGAGUAUCGAAAAGCACACCGCGAAUUACGCAACCCCAGUAACGGCAAUGCAAUGUUAAGCACUCCACAAUGGGACCCGGUGGAUGAUCAAAGAGACUGCUUGGAUUAUAUAUGGGACUUUAUAUCACUCUUCCCCGCGCUGAUGAUUCCAUUGAUUCAGUUUGAAGUCCAUGCGACGAUCGAGCCCUGUAUCCAACAUCCGCAAUCAGGCCGAGCUACAAUGCAGCAGAAAUACGAAGUCUUUUCGGCCGGGAAUGUCCCAAAAACCGCUGCAUGUCUGUCUGCUGAAAAUGGCAAAAUUAACAUGUUGGCGCUGCUUACAAUGUACACGUAUAAGACAUGUUCCAAAUGUCGUAAUGUGAGGCCCGCCGUUAGGAAAGUUAUGUAAGUUUGAAAAACGAAAAUCUCUAAAUUGUUUAAUUUACGAUAGCAAAAGUAAUAUCGGGGGUUUUCAGGUUCCCAACAACUAUGCGGUACCUGUUCGUAGACAUAGAAUCAAGUCAAACUCUGUCGCUUCUGGAGGAGGCCGAUUAUUGGAACAUACAUAUCGAAGGAGAAUCAUUUGAAAUUUGUUGUGUUUUGGUACGCAUCGAAUGUGCCGGAGGGCAUCAUUAUUUUGCACGCGUCUUCGUAAAUGGCAGAAUUUAUGAAGUGGAUACGCUAACGGUCAGAAGAAUCGAAGGAGAAAAUCCCUUGAAAAACGCAAGAUUUUUUAUUUUGAGACGUCGUUUAUAAAUUCAUUGUUUGAUUUUGUCGUGCGUCUAAAUGUGCAUAUAAGAGGAAAUAAAAAAUUAUUUGGAACCUGCGUAUUUGAAAUUCCUCUAUGUAAAUUUCUGUAAUAUGCGUCUAUGUAAGAAAUGUUUCAUUAGGAUUUAAUUCGAAUGGUCUGGAAAACGCUUACCUGCUUUAGCUCGGCCCUAACUUCUCGCCGGCCUUCGGCCGCCGUCGCACGGCCCUCGCCGUCGCCCUCCGGGCGACCCCCCCCUCCCACAUCCCUCACCUUCUGCGCAUAAAAAAAUUUCUGUAAUAUGCGUCUAUGUAAGAAAUGUUCAGUAGGAUUUAAUUCGAAUCGUCUGGAAAAACCUUACCUGCUUUAGCUCGGCCCCAACUUCUCCCCGGCCUUCGGCCGCCGUCGCCCGGCCCCCGCCGUCGCCCCCCGGGCGCCCCCCCCCCCUCCCUCAUCCCUCACCUUCUGCGCAUAA